AUGUCGCGCCUCCAGCCCCGCUCUUUCUCCAGCUCCGCCUCCUCACGCGCCAACGAGCUGCUAGACGAAUUCAAAUAUCAUCUGGGCUCCGGGACGCUCUGGCCGGAGCUCGCGCACCAACUGUUGGACGAAUUGCAGCGCCAACCCGUCCCGGUUUCAGCGCGCGCACUAAAUGGCUUGUUUGCUGCCCUCGCGGAUGCGCCGCCCUCGGCCAACUGCACAGAUGGCCCUGCCCUCGCCAUCAAUCUCUUCAACCGCCACCGGAUAUCACCUGACAUUUACACCUACAACAUACUAAUUGAGUGCUGCCACCGAGCAUGCCGCCCAGACCUUGGACCUGCCUUCUUCGGCCGCCUCCUCAAGACAGGCGUCACAAUGAGUAAAAAAAUUACCUACAGCAGCUUAUUCAAGUGCCUCUGUGACAUGAAGCGCACGGAGGAGGCUCAGGACAUACUGCUCCACAGGAUGCCCGACGACCUGCCUGAUGUCAUCUCCUACUCAGUAAUUCUCAAGAGCUUCUGUGACAAUGGAAUGAGCCAGCGUGCGCUUGACCUGCUCCGGAUGAUGGCCAAAAAAGGUGCUGACCACUCUCUCAACGUGGUGUCAUACAACAUGGUAAUGGAUGGCUUUUUUAAGGAGGGUGAAGUAAGCAAAGCAUGUGAUCUAUUCCAUGAAAUGAUACAGCAGGGGGUUGUGCCUACUGAGGUGACAUAUAGCCACUGCUCCAUUAUCAAUGCGCUAUGCAAAGCAAGAGCAAUGGAUAAGGCAGAGCUGAUCCUUCGACAUAUGGUUCAUAGUGGUGUCCAACCACAUGAUAGGAUAUAUAAUACCCUGAUCCAUGGGUUUUUAACUUUGGGUCAGCAGAAAGAAGCCUUUAGGUUGUUGGAACUGAUGACAAGCCAAGGUGUUAUGCCAAAUGUUGUGACUUGCAACUCAGUCAUGGACUACCUUUGCAAGCAUGGAAGAGUCAAAGAAGCUGCAGAAAUAUUUUAUUCCAUGGUUGUGAAGGGCCAAAAACCUAAUGUCAUCUCAUACUCUGUUAUGCUCCACGGGUAUGCUAAAGAAGGAUCCCUUGUUGCUAUGAUUGAUCUCUGUGAGCUGAUGGCAAGAGAUGGAGUUGUUCCCGACCGCUCUUUUUUCAACAUACUGAUUAAGGCAUAUGCUAAAUAUGGAAUGAUCGAUGUGGCUAUGCUUUUCUUUGAUGAAAUGUUGAAGCAGGGGGUGAACCCUAAUGAUAUCACAUAUUUAACUCUGAUAUCUGCAUUUUGCAAGAUGGGCAGAAUGGAUGAUGCUAUGAUCAAAUUCAAUGAGAUGAUUGAUAUGGGAAUACCACAUGAUACAACUGUUUACAUGUGCAUGAUUGAGGGCUAUUUGAAUCAUGGUGAUUCCGUCAAAGCCAAGGAAUUCAUUACUAAAAUGAAGAGCAGGGAUGUUUGUCAUAGCCCACGGAAGGGUAAUUGA
Molecule: messenger RNA, 1461 nt
Organism: Triticum dicoccoides
Lineage: Eukaryota; Viridiplantae; Streptophyta; Magnoliopsida; Poales; Poaceae
Product: protein Rf1, mitochondrial-like
Exons: 3
Coding region: 1-1461 (486 amino acids)
Molecular function (GO): protein binding
Source: RefSeq, a predicted model, not a curated record